Molecule: messenger RNA, 669 nt
Organism: Colletotrichum acutatum
Lineage: Eukaryota; Fungi; Ascomycota; Sordariomycetes; Glomerellales; Glomerellaceae
Exons: 1
Coding region: 1-669 (222 amino acids)
Source: RefSeq, a predicted model, not a curated record
AUGCAACGCCUUGGCUUCAGCAGGUCGUCUGCUGCCCCGGCCACAUUCGAGGAGUACUUGGAAGUUGUCCUAGCCGAGAAAGACCGCAAGAUACAACAAAACGCCGCUGUGUUACAGGCCAUUAGAUUGAAGACAGAACAACAGAAGAUGGCGAGACAGAAAGGAGGCGGCGGCCCGGGUCUUCCUUCCAGCAGAGAACCAGCUUCGAUUCAAGAUCCGGCCUCCGGUUCAGGGCCGAGUUUGGCCACUGCCAACCCAUUGUAUGGAGCUGAUCCAUGUUGGAACAUUCAGUACACCAAGAUAACGGAUAGGGCACAAGAUCGAUGUGCUGAAUGGCCUACGCUUGCAGUGUACAAGGAAGCGAGUCGGAGGGCUUCGAACAACAAAUGUCUGCCUCCUCCCAAACAGCGCAACGUUCAGGACCGAAUAGACUUGGCACUUGGAGAUGUGGCGUGGAAAGAGCAUGCAUCGAUUCACCAAGAACAUGUUAUCGGCUCUGAUGACAGAAGGGGCAUCUUCUCACCUGGGAACGAUGCUUCAACCGAGACUGGUCCAAACAACCACAUAGAUCCGAAUAGUCUCAACGAUUGGACCCGAGAAAUCAUUGACGAAAUCAUCCUUGAGACAGAGGGCAACGAGACAUCGAUCACGGACGAAGACAAAGCUUAG